Nanorana parkeri is the source of this 786-nucleotide messenger RNA. Its product is annotated as transmembrane protease serine 11C-like. The transcript is spliced from 6 exons. The coding region runs from base 1 to 786 and encodes 261 amino acids. The record is from RefSeq and is a predicted model, not a curated record. Gene Ontology annotation, molecular function: serine-type endopeptidase activity. Gene Ontology annotation, biological process: proteolysis. Lineage: Eukaryota; Metazoa; Chordata; Amphibia; Anura; Dicroglossidae.
AUGUCUGUAUACGAAAUCCCAGCCACUGAGGGAGAUAAUCUACUUUAUGGCGAGUGUGGCAUUGGAGGUCCCACAGCAUCAAGCAGGAUAGUAGGAGGGGUACCGGCAUCUUCAGGAUCAUGGCCCUGGCAGGCCAGUCUGCGUCUUGAUGGGAAGCAUAAGUGUGGAGCCACUCUCAUCAGCAACAUUUGGCUAGUUUCUGCUGCUCACUGUUUUGAGUUAGGUAAAGAUGUGGAUAGGUGGACAGUAGUAUUGGGUUCCAUCUCAUCCACCCCUGGAGUCGGGAUGAAGGUCCAGAGAAUCAUAGCGUAUGACACCUUCAGCGUUGAAAAUCAGGCAAAUGACAUUGCACUUCUCCAGCUGUCUGCGCCUGUCAGUUUUAAAGAAAACGUCCGCACUGUAUGUUUACCAAAGGCAUCUGACAACUUUGCUGAUGGUUCAUCGUGCUAUGUCACCGGAUGGGGAUCACAGCAAUAUGACGGCCCUAUGUCAACAGUUCUACGACAAGCUGAAGUGAAGAUAAUUAAUUCAAAUUUGUGUGGUAGCACCGAAAUGUAUGGAAGUACAAUGCAACCUUCAAUGCUAUGUGCUGGAUAUGUGGAGGGAAAAAUCGAUGCUUGCCAGGGUGAUUCUGGUGGUCCUUUGGUCUCUAUGCAAAAUACAGACAAGUGGUUCCUUGUUGGAAUUGUCAGUUUUGGUGAUGAAUGCGCAUUAGAAUACAAGCCUGGCGUCUACUCCAGAGUUACAUACCUGCGCAACUGGAUCACAAAGAUGUCUGGAUUGUGA